Cannabis sativa is the source of this 2763-nucleotide messenger RNA. Its product is annotated as protein fluG. The record is from RefSeq and is a predicted model, not a curated record. The coding region runs from base 95 to 2620 and encodes 841 amino acids. Lineage: Eukaryota; Viridiplantae; Streptophyta; Magnoliopsida; Rosales; Cannabaceae. The transcript has 18 exons. Gene Ontology annotation, molecular function: hydrolase activity; glutamine synthetase activity.
AAAUCCUGGUCUUCUACUUAUUGGAGUGAGUCUUGGAAACAGAGCGGCGCCAUUUCUAAUCCAAUCUUAUCAGAGAAGAGAGAGAGAAACAGAAAUGGAUUUAUCAGAGUUGAAGAAGGUAGUGGAAGAGGUAGAGAUGGUAGAUGGUCACACACACAAUAUUGUGUCCCUUGAUUCUUCAUUCCCUUUCCUCGGUGGCUUCUUUGAAGCUCAUCACGCUCAUUCUUUCACUCAUACUCAUGUUGUUCAAUCUCUCUGCCUCAAGAAAAAUUUAAAGGAUAUAGCUGAACUUUACGGAUGUGAAAAUUCAUUACGUGGCAUUGAAGAAUAUCGCAAGGUGAAUGGGUUGGAGGCCAUAAGCUCAACAUGCUUUAAGGCUGCAAAAAUUUCUGCUAUACUCAUUGACGAUGGAUUAAGGUUUGACAAACAACAUGGCAUAGAAUGGCAUAAAGCCUUUUUACCAUUUGUUGGUAGAAUCUUGAGAAUUGAAAGUCUAGCUGAGACAAUUCUAGAAAAUGAAAAAUUGCCUAGAGGAACAUCUUGGACAUUGGAUAAGUUCACUGAGAUAUUUGUUGGAAAGCUAAAAUCAGUUGCUGGUGAGAUUACUUGUUUGAAAAGCGUUGCAUACCGCAGUGGCCUAAAAAUCAACCCGAAUGUUUCAAAAAUAGAGGCCGAGGAAGGUCUUACUGAAACUUUAUUAGCUAGUAAACCUGUUCGGGUGACAAAUAAAAACUUCAUCGACUAUAUCUUCACACAAAGUUUGGAGGUUGCACAAGAAUUUGACUUGCCAAUGCAAAUACACACAUGUUUUGGAGACAAAGAUUUGGAUAUGGGGCUCUCCAAUCCCUUUCAUCUCCGGGAUGUCCUCGAGGAAAAGAGAUUCUCAAAAUGUCGUAUAGUUUUAUUACAUGCUUCCUAUCCAUUUUCUAAGGAAGCCUCAUAUUUAGCUUCUGCUUAUUCUCAGGUGUAUCUAGACUUUGGUGUGGCUCUUCCUAAGCUUAGCGUCCAUGAGAUGACAACUUCAAUCAAACAACUCUUGGAGUUUGCUCCUAUAAAUAAGUUAAUGUUCAGCACCGAUGGAUACGCAUUUCCUGAAACAUAUUACUUAGGUGCUAAAAAAUCACGUGAAGUCAUCUUUUCUGUCCUACGUGAUUCUUGUAUUGAUGGAGAUCUUGAUAUUCAUGAGGCUAUUCAAGCUGCUAAAGACAUAUUUGCUGAAAAUUCUAUUCGGCUUUACAAACUUAAGCUACCUGUAAAAUCUUUUGGGUCAACAAAUACUAUGUCAUCUACACCUACAAAAACUAAUAUUGAACUCAGUGGCAUCACAUUAGUUCGUGUGAUAUGGGUUGAUCUUGCAGGACAACAACGUUGCCGUGUUGUGCCUUCACCACACUUUCAGAAUGUGGUUCAGAGGAAUGGUGUCAGUUUGCCUGUUCUUUUAAUGGGAAAUCCUUCAUUUGGUGUUCCUAUCUUAGAAAAUUCUGGACUGACUGCAGUUGGUCAGGUCAGAUUGGUGCCUGAUUUAUCAACAAGAAGAAUAAUUCCCUGGGAAACUCGAGAAGAAAUGGUUUUGGCUGACAUGUGUCUGAAACCUGGUGAACCAUGGGAAUAUUGCCCAAGAGAAGCCUUGCGAAGGGUUUCAAAAAUUUUGAAAGAAGAAUUUAACUUUGUAAUGAAUGCAGGAUUUGAGAUCGAGUUUUAUUUGUUGAAGAGUGUACUGAGGGAAGGGAAAGAAGAAUGGGUGCCAAUUGAUUCAACUUCAUACGGCUCAACAUCAUCUUAUGAUGCUGUUUCUCCUAUAUUCCAAGAGAUUGUGUCUGCCCUCCAUUCUUUGAAUAUUGCAGUGGAACAGGUACAUGCAGAAACUGGGAAAGGUCAAUUUGAGGUUGUUUUGGGCUACGGACCAUGCACCAUUUCUGCUGAUAACAUAGUUUAUGCACGUGAAACUAUCAAGUCCAUUGCAAGAAAACAUGGGUUAUUGGCAACUUUUAUGCCCAAGUAUUCAAUGAAACAGCCUGGCUCUGGGUCCCAUGUACAUGUGAGUUUGUUUCAGGAUGGAAAAAAUGUCUUCAUGGGAUCAUCUGCGUAUGGAAUGUCCAAAGCUGGACAGGAAUUCUUGGCCGGUGUUCUAUCUCAUCUCCCUCGACUUUUGGCAUUUUUAGCACCAAAUCCAAAUAGCUAUGAUCGGUUACAAUGCAAUACAUGGAAGGGAGGAUACCAAUGUUGGGGAAGAGAGAACAAAUAUGUUGCACUGAGAGCUGCAUCUCCACCUGGAUUUCCAGAUGGUAUGGUGAGUAACUUUGAGAUUAAUGCAUUUGAUGGAUGUGCUAAUCCACACAUAGGCUUGGCUGCAAUACUUGCUGCUGGCAUUGAUGGGCUUCGGAAACAUCUUAGCCUCCCAAAUCCUGUUGAUACAGACCCUUCUAGUUUUGGUCAAGAAGUAAAAAGAUUGCCCAAAUCAUUAUUAGAAUCUGUAGCAGCAUUGAACGAAGACAAUGUCAUCAUGACAAACGUAUUUGGUGUAAAGCUUCUGGUUGCCAUUAAAGCAAUUCGCAAGGCUGAGGUUGAAUUCUACUCGAAUCAUAAGGAUGCAUACAAGCAGCUAAUAUACUAUUAUUGAGCAGGACUAUUUUGUUUUCUUGUUCUUUGUGUACUCUAAUUUAUUAUUGUUCCAGGUUGUUUAAGGUUUAUUCAUUCUAUCCUAAUAAUAUAAUACUUUUAAUAAUAUUGGUUAUUCUAAUAAACAAUAAUUUGCUUUGGUUA